This is a messenger RNA of Saccostrea cuccullata (small rock oyster), 1104 nucleotides long. RefSeq lists its product as uncharacterized. The coding region runs from base 1 to 1104 and encodes 367 amino acids. The transcript has a single exon. Lineage: Eukaryota; Metazoa; Mollusca; Bivalvia; Ostreida; Ostreidae. Gene Ontology annotation, biological process: DNA integration. The record is from RefSeq and is a predicted model, not a curated record. Gene Ontology annotation, molecular function: nucleic acid binding.
AUGCUGAAAGUGAUUAAUGAGUUACAUUUAGGAAUUGUCAAAUGCAAACAGAGGGCAAGAGAGGUCAUGUAUUGGCCCGCCAUGAAUACAGCCAUUGAAGAGGAAGUCAGAAACUGUUCAAAAUGUGCCACGUACCAAAACAAACAGAGUCGUGAACCACUUAAGCCAACAAAUACACCUGAGAUUCCUUAUGGGGAAGUUGGAUGUGAUUUGUUUGACUUUGAACAGAAGAAGUACCUUAUGAUAGUGGACUAUCAUUCCAGAUACUUCGACGCGAUUGAAUUGAAAUCCACAACAACAUCAGCAGUCGUCAAUGCUAUGAAAGUCACAUUUAGUUGUCACGGGAUUCCAAUGAAAUUGCGGUCAGACAAUGGGCCUCCAUUUAAUUCACGAGAAUUCCAUUUGUUUUGCAACCAAUACGGAAUACAACACACCACAUCAAGUCCGCAUUUCCAAAGUUCUAAUGGAGAAGCAGAAAGAGCAAUACAGACAGUCAAGAAACUGUGGAGAAAGUCAGAUGAUAAAUAUCUCAGCUUGUUAAACUACCGCACAACACCUCUGGAGUCAGUCAACCUAUCACCAGCACAACUCUUAAUGGGCCGUAGACCACGGAACAACUUACCAACCCGAACAGAGCUACUCAAGUCCAGAAACGCAGGACCAAAUCUAAGUCAACAAAUGAAAGAUAUCAAGGAGAAACAGAAGUUCUAUUAUGAUAGGAGACAUGUAAAAGAGCUACCACGCUUAGAUAUUGGUGAUCAAGUAAGAGUUGCACCCCCAGAAACUUCGAACACCAAGGAAUGGAAACCAGCAACAGUAGUUGAACAACACAAACAGCCGAGAUCCUAUGUCGUCGAGUUUAACAACAAUCAGAGGCUCCGACGCAACAGGAAACAUCUCAGACGAACAAAUCCGAAUGCUAACCGUGCGCCAGAAAUGGAACCAGAACCAGAUUCAGCAAGCGAUUCCGAGAUUGAUACGCACGAACCUCCAAACACAGUGAACAAACAUUUUUCUAAAGGUGUCGUACUCGCGGACUCACCUAAACCCGUUGUUACUUCAUCUGGUCGUGUUGUGAGGAAACCGAACCGACUAGACCUCUGA